Hemibagrus wyckioides is the source of this 4767-nucleotide messenger RNA. It is a transcript of the gene ccdc85ca, whose product is annotated as coiled-coil domain containing 85C, a. Lineage: Eukaryota; Metazoa; Chordata; Actinopteri; Siluriformes; Bagridae. The coding region runs from base 421 to 1593 and encodes 390 amino acids. The transcript is spliced from 7 exons. Gene Ontology annotation, cellular component: apical junction complex. The record is from RefSeq and is a predicted model, not a curated record.
UUCUCAAUCUGCUUUAGUAGGCUAGCUAAAUGGUUAAAGGCAGUCUCUCUCUCUCUAUCGGAACCUACCUGCUGGCUCGGCGGUUUAUAUAACCCGCUCUCUGGGCACGUUUCGGUCUGUUUCACAGGCUGAACCAGACAUUUAGACGAAGGAGGGAAAUAUGGAAUAGACCCCUGUUUCGAAAAAAGGUUAUGCAUGACCAGAAAUUCUGAUUUCACUUCACUGGAACGAAGAGCUGACCUUUCAGGACGAAGGAUUUCAGAGAUAAAAAAGCAGGAGUGUUAUUUUGCCUAACAGGUUUCCCACUUCUUGGAUAUAUCUUCAAUACCAUGGGUGUGAUUUUAGAUCUUCUGCAUUUAUGUAGGCAUCAUUAGACAUCCUUCAGCUUCCUCUCACAGCCGUCCAUCCACGGAAAGGAAUAUGGCAAAAAAUGUGACUGACGUCCCGAGGGAGGAUUUAAGCAAAAUCUCAGAUGAGGAACUCCUCCGACUCAGCAAAGAUGAGCUGGUUCGAAAGCUCCGCAGAGUUGACAGCGAAAAGAUCAGCCUAAUGGUGGAGCACGGGAACAUGAUGAGAGACGUGAACCGGAGACUACAGGUUCACCUUCACGAGAUCCGAAAUCUGAAAGAAGUCAACCAGAAGCUGCAGGACGACAACCAGGAGCUCAGGGAGCUGUGCUGCUUUCUGGACGACGACCGGCAAAAGGGCAAAAAGCUGUCGCGGGAGUGGCAGCGCUUCGGCAGGUACACGGCCGGUGUCGUCUGGAAGGAGGUCGGAUUCUAUCAGCAAAAAUUGAAGGAGCUGGAGAUCAAUCAGGAGACCAUCAUGCGCGAGAACGUGGAGUUAAAGGAGAUCAUCGUCAUGCUGGAGGAGGAGAGGAACGGUGCCGGGUCGAGGAGCUCUAUAGACAGCCAGUCCAGCUUGACCAACCUGAACGGAGGCACGAAUAACGUGAGGGACGUGGGGGACGGAAGCAGUACAUCCAGUACGGGAAGCGCAGGAAGCCCGGACCACCAUCACGGUCAUGGGCACAAACCUGUCGAAGGAAAGAUGGCAGCCAUAAGAAGAUCUAUGGAUGAUCUAUCGACCAACCACCUCCACAGGAGCAUACCCAACGGACUGAACGCAGAUUCCUCAAAUUACGUCCGUCAGCUGGAGACGAAAGUCCGGAUUUUGGAGGAUGAAAACAAGCAGAUUUUCUCCCAGGGAAGCGUUGGCGAUCUGAAGACGUUGAAGAAAGGCUUGUCGCUGUAUCACUCCGAGUCGCAGCUCUCUGCACUUUCCAAGCAGCAAGACGCCUUACAGAAUGGCACCGCUCGACUCCCCGGUGGAGAUCUGCCCUCGCCCAUCACUCCCUACAUAACAUCUGCUCAGAAACCAGAGGCUCUGGUUCAUGCCAUGAAGGUAUUGGAGGUCCAUGAGAACCUGGACAGAAAGAUUCCUGAGGACUACGAGGAGGAUCUCAGUGAGAAAGAGAAAGCGAUCGUGAGGGAAAUGUGUAACGUGGUGUGGCGGAAACUCGGCGAUGCAGCGGGUUCCAAGCCGUCCAUCCGGCAGCAUCUCUCUGGAAACCAGUUUAAAGCCCCGAUGUAGCCCUGGCCUCGGUCACCACACACCCACAAGCCAGUCCGUCCAGAACCAGCGGCACUUCAGUGCACUUCAGAAAGCAAUCAGCGUACAAACCUGCACUCCUAAAGCUCCACGCCGGCAGCCAUGUUUUAGCGUAAAUUAGGGUCAUGCAGAACUUUUUUUCUACUCACCCAUCAAGGAUUUAAGGCAGCUAGUGGCAUCCGUUCCCAUUCUAAUGAACACCGAGAUUAAACUUUUACACUCCGCCGGCAACGGAGCUGCUCCACUCAGUCAUAAGUCAUACGAUCUACUUCAGGAGAACAAACAGUCACACCAAGGACGAAAGGAAACGAGACGUAGCAGUCCACCCUCUGUUCCACCUUACUCUAGAGAGGUUUACAUGAGCACACGGCAGGACCGCUGCACCCCUUCUCGUCCGCUUCCAUUUUUAUGUUAGAAAGAAACCAGUCCGUGUUUUAUACCCUGCGCAUGAAAAACCGCUGUCUUUGGCUGGUGAGGACAAAUGAUUCUCUCAGAUUAGUUCCCGUCUCACCGCAUACAGCGACAUCUAUAUCGACUUUUAUUUUAGACCGAUCUGACAAUCGUUUGUAAAUGAUAAACUGUUAAAAUCCUGAAGCUAUAAGUACUUAUGCAGUUAGUCCCUUUAACACCGGGUAAUUCCGCUGGCUUGAGUAAAAGCACUUCUGUACUAACGAACGCUUUAGAUCCAGCACAGACGUCUGAACCCGGGGUUUGUCUCGAAUGCUGAAUUGUGUCCGAGCAAAACAGGACGAGGUUUUAAUGCCGUCUGAAAACACGUAGCCGUUUACGCCAUAUGUUCACACCCGCGAGCGAAAAAGAAUCUAUUGAACGACACUUGAAUUGGGAUUUUAUUCAGUUCUAUGCAAUUUAGAUGUGGACACGAUACCAUUGGCUCAAAGGGUUCCUCCGAUUGAGAGAUGUUACGGAGAAAAGCUCGGAAGGACGCUAGCUUUAGAAGCUCCUAUUGUUUCUCAUUGGAAAUAAAGCAAACAAACAGGCCACACCCACAAGAGACGAGCUACGUAAAAGCGCUAACGCCCGUGUGAACGUAAGCUUAGCGCUCUCUAGGAAAACAUUCCGUCAUUCACGUACACGAGAUUCAGCAGUCACGUGUGAAGAAUUGCGCAGAAGAGGAAACAUCUGCUGUUUAAAGGUGCGGUUUGUAAUCUGUGAGAGUUUCCGUUCUGGUAUAUUUCAGCGAUGGGUUACGAGGACCGUGUGUGAAAUAGGAAAACGACGAUUCGCGUCUCUUUUCUUUAGUUCCUGGUAUUAACGUACUCUUUUCUGACCCUGAAAUAGGCUCCGCCCCCAAGCGGAAAGGAGCUACGCAGGCCAGAUUGUUCUCUUAAAAGCAAACUAUUUGCAGCUUCACUCUGAGAUUAUGUUUAUUUUCGGUCACAGCGCUCUGAAAAUAACAAACCGCACCUUUAACGUCUCUCUGAUGCGUGUGGAAGACGCGGUACUGCCAAUAAAGACAUUUGCUGCAUUAGUACAGAGAUAACCACAGCUGUAAAGUUCUUUUGCUCUAGAUUUUUUUUUCUCUCAAAAGAUAACGAUCAACCCUGUGAGGGUUUAAUUUCCGGCAGCUCAGGAAAUUUUGCUCAGAACGAGUGCAGGGGCAGCGAGGAGAGCAUCUGGUGGUCAGCGAUAACUCCAUCAGAGCGUCAGAUCUUCCGAAAGAUGCGUGUCUUUCUGUACACAGAUACGGAGAAAUGGCUAUAAAUAUGAACAAAACACUGAUAUACGAUAUUAUAAAGCUCGAAUCUGAGAGGGAAAGUCCUUCAGUACGCAGAUGAGACAGAGUCGGGGAGGAAACACUCCGGGACGCUCGCUGUUUAGAGGAAAGUAAUCAACUUCCAGGUCAUGUGACGCUGAUUAUUUUCCUCUAACUACACAUCCUGAAGGUUUUUUUAUUCCUCUUAUACUACAGAAAUUUCCACAUUUUAUUUAUUAAACAACGACAACUUUUUAUCCGUUUAUUGGUACAUUUCCGGGUUCUCACUAGCGUCACAGCAGCUGUCUUCCCUUCAGCAUCCUCCUUCCUGAAAACCUGGAGACUCCUUCCUUCUUUCACGUCUUCUCUAACGUCUCCUUUUGGAAAAAACGUAUCAUUUUAUCUUUGAUGCACAGCGUCAAGUCUCUUCGUAAGCUGUUGCUAUAGAAACGCAUCAGUGCCUUCUAACCAAUCAGGAUCCAGGAUGUAACAGCACUGCAGGUGCAGCCACCGAAAUGAAUUAGCACGCGCAGCGUAGCGUCUAAAAUAUCCCCAGAAUCCUGUGUUUGCAGCCCGGAGGAAAUAGUUUGACGUGAACGACUCGGACAUUUCUGGAACAUCGGCUCACACACACACACACACACACACAGUACAAGAGCACACAAGUAAGGAGGCAAGGAAGCAUGAGCAAAGUUCCUAACCGAAGUACAACAAGAUUUCAAGAAGCCAUAAUGGUUUUUGUAUUUUAAUUCCAUUCUCCAAAGUCUGAAAGUUCAGGUUCUCAGAGCAGGUUAUGGGAGCAGGUCUGAUUUAUAAACCCAGAUGAAUUUUAUUGGGUUUGUUCUGGAGCCAAGAUGCAGCAGGUGGCUUUUGGCAGGCUUGUGUUUUUGUUUUUAUUCAGAUUUUUCUGAUAUGUGACUGAACAAAAAACGAGCAGCAAUCAUUUGAAAGGAAAAAAUAUCCUUUCUAUUUUCAGGUUUUUAGAAUGAAAUGCUCUGAAAGAUGAGCUAGGGAAAGAUUUCAACCAUGUUUUAGGAUUAAAAAUGAGCUCCGGUCCAUGUAGUGACUCUAUUUGUUAAUUUGAAAGCACAAAAACCAAAUCUAUAAAUCCUGGAUUUCCUGAUUUUUCCCUUUCAAAUGCACCGCUUGGUUCGUGAGCAAGGACAUGACGUGACGUGAUGACGUGAGGAUGUCUGACUCCAGUCUGUGUUUGUGUGCCACCUGAGCAAACUGUUGUAGGAGAACUCGCUGUGUAAAUACCUCUCUCCUGUAGAAUACCUGUAACUAGCAUGCUUUAUAAUUAUAAUAAUUAUUAUUAUUAUUAUUGUUAUUUUUCAUAAGAACUGUACUGUAGGUUUCAUUUAGGAAAUGAAACGCUGUUCGAGAUGAAACUCAGUGCACUUCCUGUAGAUGAUUGAAAAUAAAAUGGACACUCUUUCUAA